AGCCGCUCCGGGCGGGGCUGCCUCUGCCGCCCUCCCACCCCCUUUUCCCCGCCCCCUCAUAUGUCGCUGCUGCCUCAGAGCGCGCCAGGAGCCAGGAGACUACAGGGGGAUCGGAGUCGUUGGCCACCAUUGAAUAAAAGUUCAGCAAGUCUUCAAUAAAAAUGGCCACCAAUAAAUCUACAUUGCAUAAAAUGGGAAAGAAACAGAAUGGCAAAGGUAAAAAAGUUGAAGAAGCAGAACCUGAAGAAUUUGUUGUGGAAAAAGUCCUGGACCGACGUGUAGUUAACGGCAAGGUGGAGUACUUCUUAAAGUGGAAGGGAUUUACUGAUGCUGAUAACACAUGGGAGCCUGAAGAAAAUUUGGAUUGUCCAGAGUUAAUAGAAGCUUUUCUGAAUUCUCAGAAAGCUGGUAAAGAAAAAACAGAAGGUACCAAAAGAAAAUCCCUUUCAGAUAGUGAAUCUGAGGACAGCAAAUCAAAGAAAAAGAGGGAUUCUGUUGAUAAACCCAGGGGAUUUGCACGAGGUCUUGAUCCUGAACGAAUAAUUGGAGCCACAGAUAGCAGUGGAGAACUCAUGUUCCUUAUGAAAUGGUCUAGAUGGAUUACAUCCAAGGGUUCUGAAGGAGCUGGCAGACGUGAUCUCAGAACCACUGAACACAAUCUUUCAAAGAUCCUGGAGCACCGAGAAAUACCAGAUGCCUAGAGAGAAGAGCUGACGUUCUCAUCUUCAAAAAAGAAAAAAAAAGAUCGAAAAUAUUGACCAAUCAGCCUGACAUCAAAGCCUGGGAAGAUCCUGGAAAAGAUAAGCAAUGAAUCUGAACACCUAAAGGCAAGCAAAGUUAUAAUCGGAAACCAACAUGGGUUUGUCAAAAACAGAUCAUGCCAGACAAAUCUUAUUACAGUUUUUGACAAAGUGACUAAAUUAAUGGACCAGCAAAAUGCUGUGGACAUAAUUUACUUGGACUUUAGUAAGGCAUUUAAUAAAGUAGACUACAACCUACUGCUUGGUAAGAUAGAAAGAUGUGGGUUAGACGGCAUUGCCAACAGAUGAAUUCAUACUAGUUGAUCAACUGCACUCAACGUGUAGUCCUCAAUGAAACUACAUCUACGUGAAGGGAAGUAUGCAAUGAGGUACCUCAAGGUUCUGUCUUAGUCCUAGUAUUCUUCAACAUCUUCAUAAAUUAUUUAGAUGAGUUAGAACGGAAAUUCAUCAAAUUUGCAAAUGACAUCCAUCUUGUAGGAAUAGCCAACAGUAGCCAACACUUUAAAAAAUAGGCUCAAGAUCAAAAAAGAUCUUGACAGACAUGGAACACUGGGACCUAUCUCAAACAUGAAAUUCCAUAGUGAGAAAAGUAAGGUUUUAUAUUUCAGAAAGAAAAAGUAAAUGCCCAGAUAUAGAAAAAGUGGUAGCUGAAUAGCAGUAACUCAGAUAUCUAGAAUCUAAGUGGAGCAACACUUAAAUAUGAGCCAGCAGUGCGCUGCAGCCACAAAAAAAAGCCAAUACAGUCCUGGGCUGCAUUAAUAACGGAUAGAUUCAAGAUCACAUGAAGUGCUAGUACUGCUUUAUAAUGCCUUGCUAAGAUCACAGUUGGAUCCAAUAUUGUAUCCAAUAUGAUACAUGAUACCAAAAAAAAAGAUGUUAAAAGACUACAGAAAAGAGCAACUAACUAGGAAUGAGGCUAAAAUCUACAGUUGCAUGAAUUGGGCUAAUGAAAAGGACUAGAAAUGACAUAAUAGUCUUCCAAUAUUUAAAGGGCUGCCACAAAGAAGAUAGGAUCAACAAUUCUCCAAAGCAACUGAAGGAGGGGCAAGAAGUAAAGAAUGGAAAUUAAUUAAGAAAUCCAACCUAGAAAUAUGGAAACGUUUCCUGACAUUUAGGACAAUCAGUGGAACUUGAGAAGUUGUGGAUGCUCCAUCACUGGAGAUUUUUAGGAAGAUAUUAGACAACUAUUUGUCUGACAUGGACACACAUUGCUCAAUGUUGCAGGAAGGGAUUUAUAGAAUCUCUUUAAACACACACACACACCAUUUCAAAGAGAGAUCUCUUCCUGUUAACACCAUUGAGCAACAGGUCCUGGACAGCUCCCAAAGCUAAUGCAUGGUGUAUAUUAUAGUCACCUAAAAGGCAAUGGCACAAAAUUUCACCAUUUGGUCAGGAUACUGCAAAAUGCCAUAUAUAUAUAUGUAUGUUUGAAGCUUAUUGAAGCUUCAAUAAAACUAGAUUUAAUGGACUGGUCAUAGGUAGGUAACCACUAACCAGAACAUAGCACAACUGCCACUCAAGUACCGAAUUGGUUUUCUGUUAUAUUCCAUAUGCAAUUCAAAAUAUUGCUUUUUCCUUUUAAUGCACUAUAUGGCUUGAUAUUGAACAUUUCUCACUCAACUUUUAUCAUUGUGAUGAAAGUUUUAAUUAAAAAUUAUUUUAAGAGGGAGCUUGAAUUAUAUAAUGUUAUCUUCUGUUUUUAUAGCUGUGAUUGGUGGGUUUUAAAAACUUAUGAUUCCAUUAUUACUGUUACAUAAAAAUUAACCCCCUGAGAAAGUCUUAAUUGUGAUGGGUAAGAAAAUUGAAUAAAAAUUUAAUGAAGAAUAGAAAUUAGUAGUAGUAGAAAUUUAUAAUGCCUUGAAUGUUUAUUGAAUAAAGAAGUGAGUAAUCGAUAUAUAAGAAAUAUAUGAAGAUAUUUUACCAUGUAGAAAAAAUGAAUUAAGAUCACAAAGUUAAAUAUAUGAAGGAAGAAUGAACUGUCAAGCAGAAGGGGAAGACCUAGAAAGUUGUAGGCUGAUGAAAUUCCAAAAAAAGCAUAAAAGGUUUAAAGAACAAAAGACAAUAUAUGAAAAAAUGUAUGGAUGUGUGUAAUUGAGGAUGAGAAAUAUUUUAAUGUGUUAUCUCAUGCUUUUAAUUUCUUCACUUUAGUAUAGAUAGGUCGUGAUUAGUGUGAAUUUAAAUAAAUCAAUAUUCAGUUUA
Molecule: messenger RNA, 2960 nt
Organism: Pantherophis guttatus
Lineage: Eukaryota; Metazoa; Chordata; Lepidosauria; Squamata; Colubridae
Gene: CBX3
Product: chromobox 3
Cellular component (GO): nucleus
Source: RefSeq, a predicted model, not a curated record